UCACGUAUGCGUCCUACCCUGGCACACGCUGACAUUCUCUGUGGACACAUACAUACACAUUAUCCCAAACCCACAUCCAUCCAUUCAUUCAUUCAUUCAUUACUAACACAAGCAUGGAAGCUGUGGCGAGAGUGUCGCUGCUGUUCCUAGCAGCGACUGUUUGUGUGUCAAACGCUCAGACCAACAACGGCAGCAACGACAACAAACAGCAGCAGCAGCAACAAAGAAGCAUCUGGGAUGAGCCCAUAAGAUUCAACACCAAGGCCAAGGACUCGUGUACUAUGGUGGUGUCAGGAGCUGGGGACUAUACUCGCCUGCGUGUCUCCUGCAAAGGUCCUAGCCAGGGCCAGACUGUGGGACGCUCCUACUACUGCGACUUCCAGGGAAAACCCAACCUGUGCCGUCCUUACAACGGCAACCCUCGCCACUACUUCACCCAGAUGAUGUGGGACUUGAGGAAGCUCAGUCAUGCCUGCCAGGGAGCCAAAAUCUACCGCCCACAGAUGUGCAAGAAGCACCCUGACGAGGCCCAGAUGACCUUUGUGACCUCCUGGCCCAGGUCCUCAAACCCCAAGCCCUCAAAGCCCGUGCAGGAGCCACGAAAACCUGUCGUGCCAGUCCAGAUCAAGCCUGUCGCUACUCCUAAACCUGUCAAACCACAGACAUUUCAGCCCGUCAAACCUCAGCCAGGCAAGGCCCCCCAGAUCAAGAAAACUACCCCCAAGCCUGGGAAGACCACUACUCGUACCACAGAGCAGCCAGAGUCCCCAUCCUCCCGUGUGGCUUCUGAGUACUGCUGGAAGAGCUUCCACGGCGUCUGCUCCUACGUUAUUAGCUGGUUCCAAAACUGAGGCGAUACUGCAGGCAAAGGUUUAGAAACGCCAGCGACAGAUCCAGUCAGGACUCUUCUCGUCUACAUUUGACCACUCCAGGAUCUGAAUGGGAGCCUCUGGAGUCUUUUCAUCGCCUUGUGAGGUUUCAACUCCCCGCACUGCAACAUCUAAAUGGCUGAGCCAAAAUCACUCACUCCACACCUGUGUGUUGUUUACAGAUGUCAUGUAAUGUACGUUCCAUUUUUGUAUAUCUGUAGAACACUCUCGGCAAGACCAAGGGGAGAUACAGCAGGCAUGUGAUUCUGUUUGUAUAUGAUGUAUAUGAUGAAUCACUGCAGUAAACGUAAAAGACGUAAAGUCAAUAAAGUCUGAGUGGUGAUUUCUUC
Solea solea (common sole) is the source of this 1219-nucleotide messenger RNA. RefSeq names its product fibroblast growth factor binding protein 2b (gene fgfbp2b). The record is from RefSeq and is a predicted model, not a curated record. NCBI's taxonomy places the organism in Eukaryota, Metazoa, Chordata, Actinopteri, Pleuronectiformes, Soleidae. Gene Ontology annotation, biological process: cell-cell signaling. The transcript is spliced from 2 exons. Bases 114 to 851 code for a protein of 245 amino acids. Gene Ontology annotation, molecular function: growth factor binding.